Selaginella moellendorffii is the source of this 1474-nucleotide messenger RNA. Its product is annotated as F-box protein SKIP16. The record is from RefSeq and is a predicted model, not a curated record. Gene Ontology annotation, molecular function: protein binding. The transcript has 5 exons. Lineage: Eukaryota; Viridiplantae; Streptophyta; Lycopodiopsida; Selaginellales; Selaginellaceae. Bases 34 to 1299 code for a protein of 421 amino acids.
CUUGCUCUUGGCUAUUAGGGUUUGUGGCGGGCGAUGGAGGAUGUGCUGCCCGCGCUGCUGCUGCAAACAAUCCUGGCACGGACGGAUGCCGUGGACUGCGCUAGGGUAGCUUGCGUCAAUCGGCGAUGGCGGGCGCUGGCGCACGACGACACGCUCUGGUCGCAGCACUGCCGGGACGAGUAUGGCGUGUGCGCUGCCGCGGAUUUCAUGGGCAAUCCCUGCUGCAGCUUCAAGGAAACUUACGCUGCCUGGCACGACGAAUUCAACCAGUAUGGUGGGCUCGUCUAUCGGACCAAGAAACUCUGGGAUGAUUUGAAGGGCGUGCUGCGCUCCAAUUAUCCCGCAGUGGCCGAUUCUCUCGCCCGCCAGGCCUCGGAGGCGGACAUUGUCGCGGCCGAGAGCACGUUGGGCUGGCCUCUGCCUCCUCACGUCCGCCUUCUCUAUCGCUUCUGCGAUGGCCAGCAGAUCGUGGAUGGCGACGAGAUCGCUCACCAGUACGUGGGUCUUCUCGGAGGAUACUACUUCUACAAUCACUUUGUCAACGUCCAGCUCCUGCCGCUCCAGCAAGUUGUCUCCUACACCCAGCGCCUCCUCUCGCGAGCUCCCGCUGGAACCAAGAGGAUCGUCAUCGCCGCGUCGUGCAACUUAAACAAGUUCUUCCUCCUCGACUGCGACAGUGGGAUGGUGCUGGUUGGCACCAAGAACUUCCUCAAGAAGUACGAGGUCAUGCCUUGCCUGCCGCUGGCGAGCAGCAAUCCCGGCGAUGGCAUGCUGCGGUGGCUCGAGGAAUACCGGGAUGGACUUUUGAGUGGCAAGUAUACAGUGCGCAACGACGAUGGGAUCCGGAGCAUCAGCCUCUAUCCGGAGAAUGGAUCCACUUGCACAGAGGCUGUGACACAGGGAAUCCAGGUGAGAGCUUCUGCGGUGUUUGUUCCUGAGCUGUCUGAUCCAGAGGCUCAAGAGAAGUAUCUCUUCAGUUACUCCGUUCGAAUGCGGUUCCUGCCCGUCAGUGGCUUGGCUUUUAACCAGUGUCAACUUUCGAGGCGCCACUGGGUCGUGACCGCCGACGAUGAAAUCGUCGAUGAAGUGCGCGCUGAGGCUGUGGUUGGCAUGUAUCCGCUUCUCAAGCUCGGUGGCGACGCCUUCGUUUACGAGAGCUGUAGCACGCAGAACACGCUGUCCGGAUCGCUGGAGGGCGAUUUCACGUUCGUGCCUGGAUGCCUUAGCAGGCAAGAAGGUCCAGAGUUUUGCGUGAGAGUGGCACCUUUCCCUAUGCAAGUUCCUCGGUACAUAUUCUAAGCGCGCACGAAUUGGAUUGAUGGUUUGUGUUGUAAAUACUCUGGAAAUUUUUCUUCUUUUUUCUCCUGUGCUGUGCUAAGUUAUACCUCUAAGCUCUGGUGCUCCUGUAUGUAACUCUAGCGUGGAAGAAGAAAGAAAAACAUUCAUACAGUUAUAAAACAAGCCUUGUGUGGAA